AUGAUUGUAAACCUACCGCCAAGGUGGCACUAUGAAGGAAAGCAUGGUGUUUGUUGUGAUGGCAGUUGCGAUGGUGGUCAUGUAGACAACGAUAUGAAAGGGCCCAAUGACUUUAGCAACUGGGUGGUAAAGGAAUAUAUUAUGACUGGUGAAUAUCCUGGUAACACAAGUGACGAACAACACUUUAAAAUAUUACAAUCUCUGGUUGACAGUGGUUUAACAUUAUUUGUAUGUCUGCAGUUGGAAUCUGAAUUAAAACAUUUCAGACCGUAUCAAGAGGAUCUAAAGCAGAUUGCAGCCAAAAAGAAUAUCGAAUUGGAAUUUUUACAUUUUCCGAUUGAAGAUGGUGGAGUCGCAGAGAACCUCGAUGAGCUAUCGGAUUUCAUUGAUUUAUUGAUAGAAAAGUUAAAGAGUCAUCGUAUCUACCUGCAUUGCUGGGCUGGUCGUGGACGUACCGGUAUCAUAGCUGCUUGCCUCCUUGGAAGAUUGUAUCAAGUUUCCGGCUUGGAGGCAUGUCGAAGAAUACAAGCGUGCUACGAACAGCGUGUCGUCGGUUUUGGUGAGUCCCCAGAGUAUCAUCCUCAAAAGAUGCAAGUUAUAAAGUAUUUAAAGAAUUUACAGAGUAAAGAAACAAACAGUUAA
Heterostelium album PN500 is the source of this 642-nucleotide messenger RNA. Its product is annotated as protein-tyrosine phosphatase family protein. NCBI's taxonomy places the organism in Eukaryota, Evosea, Eumycetozoa, Acytosteliales, Acytosteliaceae. Gene Ontology annotation, molecular function: protein tyrosine phosphatase activity. Gene Ontology annotation, biological process: dephosphorylation. Bases 1 to 642 code for a protein of 213 amino acids. The record is from RefSeq and is a predicted model, not a curated record. The transcript has 2 exons.